Messenger RNA from Aspergillus ibericus CBS 121593, 4421 nucleotides. RefSeq lists its product as uncharacterized. Gene Ontology annotation, molecular function: sterol binding; sterol transfer activity. Lineage: Eukaryota; Fungi; Ascomycota; Eurotiomycetes; Eurotiales; Aspergillaceae. The transcript is spliced from 3 exons. Gene Ontology annotation, biological process: intracellular sterol transport. The record is from RefSeq and is a predicted model, not a curated record. Gene Ontology annotation, cellular component: cortical endoplasmic reticulum; mitochondrion; plasma membrane. The coding region runs from base 230 to 3994 and encodes 1254 amino acids.
CGACCGUCUAGACUCAGCAAUACUUGAUCCACCCCCUCAUCGGCCCUCCUUUUUGCUGACGCCGCUUCUUCCAUGCAUUGCUAGACGUCGACAGGUUCUGACCUCUAACAUGCGUACUACCGUGGUACUCCAACAUUCACCUGACAAUUAACACAAUUGGUGAAUCCUCUUCAUUACUUUCUUUACCUCCCCUUUCUUUACCUCUCGCACCUCAAUCCGCCUAUCCAACAUGGAGAACUCCACGAUUCCCGAACCACCCCCGGUCCCCGACUCCGACAUCCCCAGCUUCAACAAGAUCAAUCGCACCAAGACUACUCCGGUUGAUCUGGAGACCAUGGGAAGCUCGGGCCGCAGCAAUGGGCGCUCCUCCUUCGACUCAACAUCCGAUAGACCGAAGUCGCAAUCCGGCGAGGCUGAUUCCGCCAAGGCAGGAUCCAGCGGAUUUUCAAAGCUUCUAGCCGCUCGACGAAAGAAGAAGAAGGAGAAGAAUCAGAAACCGUCAGAUGAAUCGUCAACCCAGCUAGAAUUAGAGGGUGAUAGGGAUGUUCCAGAGGGUCGUUCGACAGAGUCGCGCGAUGGUGUUUCGACCACCUCAUCAGUCGCCAACGAGAAUCUGACCGUUGUAGAUAAUGACGCUCUCAACCUGCUGACGGACGACUCCGAACCAGAAAGAACUCCCCCUCUUACCUCCCAGAACUCACAUGCCGGCUUCUACACCUCCUCCUCACCUCUCAUUAAGACCGAAUCGGUAGAUGAAAACAAUGAAGGCGCUCAAGGCGAUGUGGAAUCUACCGCCCCCGAGUCUCAGCAGGAUACAGAGCUCUCACGGCCGCCUAGCCACCCCGGUUCUACAUUAAGUGUGCCAUCAGAGCGCAGUGGAAAGAAACGAGGCAUCUCGCCCGGGCGGCGCUUCAAAAACGCCUUCGGUUCGAAUCCAGACAAGAAAUCCCCCAACCGCGAUCGAGCAGGGUCUACUUCGAGCACGAAAAGCAACCGACGUGGUAGCUUAUCGGCGAAGAAAGCUCCGACUAUCAUUGACGAAGCGCCUCCGCCGUUACCAGCGCCCAUCCGCACCGAUCUCAAGGGAGAUAAGCCUUUUCCUUCUUUAGACAUACCCGCCCCGAGAACGCCCCCGCACACAGCAAUUCCGCAGCCUUAUACCACCGUAACUCCCCCUACCCCGAACACCGAGUUUCCUAAGCUCUUCACUUCUCCGGAUGUGACUAGAUCGCCUGAUUCUAUCCACUCAAAAGAGGCCGGCCCAUCCGGCAUCGUUGUCAGUCCUUCCGGGAAUAUGAUAUCGCACCGACGGGUGCGGUCCGCCUCCGCUGCCAGUCACAAGCCCAGCAAACUCUCAAACUCCAUAUCUGCUUUGGGUCCGACUGUCGAAGAAACGAAGGCCAGUGCUAAACCACCGGGCGCCCCACAGACUGGGUUCUUCUCUUCUGUAUUUUCAGCAGCACAGAACGCCGCGUCGACGCUGAGCAGCAGUCUCAAUUCUCAGUCGAAAGCGCGCAAUGCUAGCCAAGCAGGAAUGGGCGAGUCCGAGAACCAGCCGGCUAGUGAGGUCACCGCAAACCCUAGUCAGUCAGCCAACAACAGCAAACCAGAGGAGAAAAAGCCGAUGGCCGUGGACACCUUGGGGUCUGGCGACUUGGAUUUCAGUCAUCUGGAUAUCGCGAUCCCCCCCGGGGGUUCUGUCUCAACACCGGAUGGCGUUGUGAUCACGAAGCCAGACCUACCACUUGAGAAGCGCAAGAGCCCGGGCGUAUCCCAACGGGAUGAGGAGGCAGCCAGACUCGAAGAUAGCCGUGCCGCCCGAGCAGUUACCAUGGCCUAUGAAAAGCCGUCUGAGACGUCGCUGGUCCCGGAUGACGGUCUUGACCUACAGUCUAGUACAUCUCUCACAAAGGAAGCUGCCGGUGAUCAGACGCCACCGAAUGGCAGUAUCCUUGAUGGAGAAGUUGGUACCACUCGGCCACAUAGAAGUGGAAGCGUGCGGAGCCGGCUUGCCCGGCGUCGACACCGGGGAUCUUCAGCAACCACAUCCACGAUUGGUGCGAUUGGCGCCAGUGCGAUCGCUCUUGGUGCCCCGACCGCCAAUGCCAGCAUGCCUCGGCUGACCGGCUUUGCAGUUGCCAGCAAAAAGCGAAACAGAGACUUUCAUCAGCUGUUCCGCAGCGUGCCGGAAGAUGAUUACUUGAUCGAGGACUACAGCUGUGCUUUGCAACGAGAGAUUAUCCUGGCUGGUCGAAUUUACAUCUCAGAGGGUCAUAUCUGCUUUUCCAGUAAUAUCCUGGGGUGGGUGACCACCCUCGUGAUCAGCUUCGAUGAGGUGGUGGCCAUUGAAAAGGAGUCAACUGCGAUGGUAUUUCCGAAUGCGAUAGCUAUUCAGACGCUACACGCCAGACAUACCUUCCGCAGUCUUCUAAGUCGAGAGUCUACUUAUGAUCUCAUGGUCAAUAUCUGGAAGAUCAACCAUCCUUCCCUCAAGAGUUCCGCCAAUGGAACCAGGGUUACUGAUGGCACCGGGGAUAAAACCGAGAAGGCCGGAGAGAGCGACGAUGAGAGCGAGGAAGAAGACGAGAUCUACGAUGAGGAUGAGGAAGGCGACAACGCGGACAGCCUUUUCGAAGCCGCAGGCGCUAGCAUCAAUGGAAGCGACAAAUCGUUGCCUACCAAGAGUGUAAGCCGCCAAGCUUCGGGUCCUCUCGCCAAUGCGAAGGACUCGGGACAGUCGGGUUCCAACUCCAAUGGCGAUGCAAAAGGCAGCAAAUCUGGCUCACCAGCUGACGGUGACGCUGACUUCCCUGGUCCAUCUACUCACCCUCCAACGGAGUACACCGACCCUGCGGGUCAGUACGACAAAUUGAUCAAGGACGAUGUGAUCCCAGCGCCUCUUGGAAAAGUCUACUCGUACGUUUUUGGGCCGGCCUCCGGUGCCUUUAUGACGAAGUUCCUCGUCGACAAUCAGAAGUCGGGCGAGCUGCAGUUCGAAAGUGGAAACAAGGGCCUCACUAACGACAGCCGCACGAGAAACUAUUCCUACAUCAAACCGCUCAACGGAUCUAUUGGUCCCAAGCAGACCAAGUGUAUCAGUACUGAGACUUUGGAUUUUCUCGAUCUGGAAAAGGCCGUUCUUGUUACGCUGAGCACACAGACGCCUGACGUGCCCAGCGGAAACGUCUUCUUGACCAAAACCAAAUAUCUCUUCACCUGGGCACCAGGAAAUCAGACGCGGUUCCUCAUGACGUGUACCAUCGAGUGGUCAGGAAAGAGUUGGCUGAAAGGUCCUAUUGAAAAGGGUGCGAUGGAUGGUCAAACGACAUUCGGAAACGAAUUAGUUACUGCCCUCAAAGCCGCUGUUGUCCCUCGCGGCCGCACAGGUGGCGGCAAAGGCAAAGGCAAGGGACGGCGCAAGAAGAGCGAAGUUGCUCAGGAAGCAGCAGCAGCGGCAGCCGCCAAGGCAGCGGAAGAGGCACAGGCGCAGCAGGCGCAGUCCUGGGGGCCUUUGGAGCCACUCCACGGAAUCCUUGGACCUGUUGUGGACAUGGUCAAGCCUUUGCUGGGCGGAAACGUUGCCUUUGUGAUAAUUGGCAUCCUGCUCUUCAUUCUCUUCUUCCGAAGACCCUCUCAGUCGUCUAUCGUAUCUCACGACAUCGGGUGCCCCGGUUACUCACUACCCCAGCGCCUGGCCGCUUAUGAGGAGAUGUGGCGCCGGGAGGAAAGCGAGCUCUGGAGCUGGCUGGAAGACCGGGUCGGCAUGGACGGCCUCGCCGUCCCCACUGUCAGUCGGACGAUGGAGUCGCGCACACAGCAAUACUCUCGCAAAGUCCAGAGCGAACGUGCGUUGGCCAGCAAAGUCAACGAAGAGAAAAUGUCCGAUCUCGAAAUGGACCAUGCCAUCCGCACCACCCGCGAAAGGCUCGACACGCUCGAGAAGAUCCUACUCGAUCGGCGAUCCGACUCAGCAGUCGGCCACACCGAGUUGUAACCGCCAACACCACACGACUGAAACAAACAAUACUAACAUGGGUGAGAAAUCAACCCCCUACUCUGUAUGGUGAAACCAGCCUCCAUACGUCCUUCGUUUCCCAAUUUUCCUUUACUCUCCUUUACCUUUUUUCAACCAUCUCGUCUAUCAGCGAGUUGCGGUGUUUGGGCCCAUUGAAAUCAUGUUCCCAAUCUCAAGCAUCAAUCUGGGAUUUGUAUGCUUAGUAUCCUGAGCGAGGCAUUCUCCUAUUCCAACCCUUUUCUCACUUUUCUCAUUCCCUCGUUACCUUCAUAUUCCUGCUCCUAUCUAUACAUUCCUCGUCUGUCUGAUCGGGUCUGUUCAGACUAGCACUAGCUCGUUAAAAGAGCACCGUGCACCGAGCACCUUUGUACAUGAGCGCCAACUGCAUGUCUAUAUAACCAACCCU